This is a messenger RNA of Orussus abietinus, 6406 nucleotides long. It is a transcript of the gene per, whose product is annotated as period circadian protein. Gene Ontology annotation, molecular function: transcription cis-regulatory region binding; transcription corepressor binding. The record is from RefSeq and is a predicted model, not a curated record. Gene Ontology annotation, biological process: negative regulation of transcription by RNA polymerase II; circadian regulation of gene expression; entrainment of circadian clock by photoperiod. Bases 767 to 4408 code for a protein of 1213 amino acids. Gene Ontology annotation, cellular component: cytoplasm; nucleus. NCBI's taxonomy places the organism in Eukaryota, Metazoa, Arthropoda, Insecta, Hymenoptera, Orussidae. The transcript is spliced from 18 exons.
UCAUUGUUUUGCGUGGGGAGAUAAAUGCGUGCUGGCUGUCUGUAUUUUCAGCGUGCAGUCUGCCAUAUGUCUGUACUCAUUCCUCAGUUUUAUCGUUAAAGUACGUCUUUUAUCCGUAGCGUCUUAAGUGGAUAAGAGAGGUAUAUUUAAUAAUAAAUGUGAGGUACGAAUAUGGAUAUUAGUCUUCGGUCGAGUCGAGUUAGAGCUGCAUUUGUCGCGAGGUAUGAGCACUUCGUGUAUCUUUCCAGUGAAUAUCAAUAAUACUACAUCGAUAUACUUGCCGACUUGUCAUUACUCCCGUCUCUUUUUACGGUCCACGACCGACACACUGAUCGCCGCACCCGGGAAUCUAAAUAGGCCUUGACCGAACUGAUUUUGAGCGCACACCAGGAGACUGUAACAGACUUGCCGAGAGUUCUCGGGUACACGAUAUUCCUCUAGGAUAUAAACGAGGGGACACUGCUUACGUAUUUCUUAAGGACUCUGAUGAUCAUUCCGUCACCCCAACCACUGUACCUGCGAUGACUGUGAUAUCGCGUUUCCGUUUCUUACAAAACGGGAAACGCUCUUUUCCAGUGACCCUGCCAAAGAGAAUGCUUAGACCUCCAUAAGUACAUCCCUGUACAUACAUAGAGUAACGACUGUUCCGUUUUUCUACCGGUUUUUGUUCUGUAUUCGGAGCAGCAGCUGGCAACACUUAGAAGAUGGAACGUAGAAGAGAAUAUAAUAUGAAGAAACGAAAGCCUAUACGAGUGUUACAUGAAAUAUGAAAAAUAAAUACAUGUCUCGGGAGAGGGGACAUCAGAAGCCGAGGAAGGCUCGGCCCGUUCUGCCGGUCGAAUCGCAUUUACUGGCCGAAGAGGGGCGCCGAUUCGCAAGGAUAUUAUCGCCAGAAAAAGUGGGAGCACCGACUCACGUGGCGAGCUGCGUGAUGGCGGAAUUCUCUGUAUACUGCGUCGAGUACCACAGAGGGGAACAGGCGUCCAAUGCGCCGAUACUGCCAAUUCUCGAUAUACUCGACACGGGUGCACAACUAAUCGGCGAUAUCUGCGGCCGAGCUGGAAUAGCAUUUAAGGAUUUCCCAAGUACUUUAAUUUUCUCGCUUUUUAACUCGACCAUAUGCUCGAGACGCUCCUCGAGAAGCGUCCUCCUCGUCGACUCGUCUUCCUCGAAGACUGAGCGAACCGUCUGGGAUUUUUCGGUGGAUUCGCGAAGGUGUAGGCUUAUCGGUGCAGCCAGUGAUAACCGUGAUAGUGCACUCGACAUGACCGAGGCACUUGCUCACCUGAGGUCCUCCCCCGACGUCGUAGCGAGGAAAAUCGAGGAAUUCGAUGGUAACGCCAAAGUAUCCGACUCGGCCUACUCUAACAGCAGCAACAGCCAAUCGCAGAGCAGCGAAAGUUCGGUGUCGAGGCACAACAACCAAUCUGAAAGCAGCGGCUACUGCGAUGGGCUUCCCUCUUUAUUUGAAUCCCGGGAGGCUUUGCAGUCUGGCAGCAAAAGGAAGGACAAGGAGCACAAAAAGAAGAAGUCGAAGACGACUUCGGCCGAGAAUGUCGAAUCGGAAUUGAUCCUCACAAAUACAGGGCAACAGUCGGAUGCUGCGGUGCAAUUGCCAUCCUAUGCAGACACAAAUGCACCGUCGAAUACUGUGCAACAUUAUGCAGCAGUUGUAGAGUUGGUCGACGCCGAGGAUCCUGGAGAACGAAAAGGGGAGACAUGGUCCGGUCCUGGCGCAGGACUCGGUCCGCGAACCAAUGCUCAAGACGAGUCCAGCUUUCAAGAUGAGAGGUUUUGCACGGUCGUAUCGAUGCAGGACGGUCUCGUCCUGUGCACGACCUCCUCCCUAGGCAGAGCUUUAGGAUUCGCGAGAGACUCCUGGACAGGACGACCCUUCGCCGACUUUGCCCAACCCAGGGACAAGGACUCUCUUCGGCAUCAAAUCACCCGCGAGGAUAAGGGGUCCAAGGCGCCAGAAGAGACAUCGAUUUCCUCGAAAUUGACGAGACGCCAUUCCGCGACCUGGCGCAUCUCUUACGUUGACCCCGACGUGGCCCGGUACCUGGGGCACCUCCCCCAGGACAUGGUUGGACGAUCUCUUUUCGACUUCUACCACCCCGAGGACGUACCGAUCAUCAAAGAAAUCCACGAGACUGUGACCAAAAUGGAGGGCUCUUCCUUCAGGUCGAAACCAUACCGAUUCGCAGGACGGAACGGUGACUACGUGACACUCGAGACACAUUGGUCGUCCUUUAUCAAUCCUUGGACAAAAAAAAUAGAGUUUGUCGUAGGUCAACACAGGGUCCUCGAGGGUCCUGAGAUGAAUGAUCAGCUUUCGAAAGAGCCAAACCGCGACGAGCCCUUUACUCUCAGAGAAAAACUUGCCGAGAGGAACGAAGCUAUCGAGGAGGAGAUUCGAACCCUUUUGAGAGAGAACUUCUCAAAAGUGUCCGAGGUGGGUGAACAACUCGACACCUCGACGAGAUACAACGUUUUGGCCUCUUUCAUGGAAUCGCUGUUGCACGAAGUAGAGUCCUCGAAGGUGGUCAAGGAUCCUACAGGAGACGAUAGGAGCUUUUCGGGAUCACGCAAUCCCUUGUUGCAGGAACACGACAGCGUCAUUAUCGGGGAGAUGUCUCCUCACCACGAGUACCAGGACAGCAAAAGCUCUACAGAAACACUGCCAAGCUAUAACCAGCUCAAUUUCAAUGAGAACAUCGAGAGGUUCUUCAACAGUGAGCCACCGUUCAUUGCAACUUAUGGCAGCGAUGAAGAAAACACCACUUUUGUCAGUGUCCCCAGUAGUGACGAGGGUAGACAAGUUCAAUCGAUUUGUGCAGGACGAAAGUGUAUAUCUCCUACAAAUGGAAGUGGCAUCAGUGGCAGUGGAAGCACGGAAUGUUUAAGCAGUGGUUCCAAUAAUCUGACAAGUUCAGCCAGCAGAGAGGAAACUUUGAUUGUUAAAAUCAACAACAUGGGGCCUGAACAUUUUAAACAUCCUAUGUUGACCAAGUCGUUGCUCAACAAGCAUAACGAGGACAUGGAGAAGCUGAUGGUGCAGAAACAUAAGGAGUUAAGGUCCAGGAUUAAAUAUAGCAACAGGUUGAAAGAUUCUCUGAAAAAGGUCACCGCUGAUAAAUCCUUUCGUCAGCCCCAUGGAACCAAGAGAAGGUUAAAUCAUUGCUGCGAAAUUGGAAAUUUGAAGAUGGCCAGACACGAGGAUACUCUAGGGAUUAAUAAUGCCGGAAUUACAUCAAUAAACACUACAAUUGCGAACAAUACUCUGUCUCUUGGUCAAUCGAAUGUAAAUGUUACGAUGCGUGCUCCGAUCGCUGCCAUGGUAUCGUUAACACCUGCUCAACCUUGUAUCACCACUAAUGGAGGAUGCUUCCAAGCGUUACCGAGGCUUCCAGUAUUCCCUUCGAUGAUACCAGUUUAUUAUGUUCCUGUAUCUGAAACUAAGGACUCCAUGACGGGUUCAGUUCCCAAAAAUUCGUCAACCUGUCCAUCGGCUCAAGCACUGCUUCAAAACCCAUACAUGUUGGUUCCAGUUCAAUGCGUGACCAAUAGAAUGGGCGAUAUGUUCUAUCCAUCUAUAAUCGGUGCUCCUGCUCCAACCUACAGGCCUUUUUCAAUGUCCGAGCACGCGUCAGCAACGUGUAAUCGUUCAGAGUCCGUUGCUGAUAAUUCUAUGGAGAUGAAGGAACCAACUAUUCAAGCGACACGUGUCAAAGGCGAGCGUGGAAGUACUGCCGUUGCAUCAGAAUUCUCAAAGAAGGUACAGUCAUCUGGUGAAAUGUUUUCGCCAUGUGUCAGUGUCGACGGAGGUUGCUCCAGUCUCGUUGAAUCUGCUAUGCCUGUGAAUAUAAAGCCACCUCGCCACAAUAAUUAUAACGGAGACGGAUCCAGUUCUUCCAGUAUUUACAGUAGUUUUCUAUAUAAGAGUAGCGGGAGCAGCUGCAAUCCUGAUCAAAAAACGCAGGAGAAGGAAAAAAGACAUCCGUGUCAAGGAAUGUUGCGAAAAGAGCCGUCUUGGUUAGAAGGUGUCGACUUGACACCGCAGCUAAUUUACGAGUACCAGAUGCCCUUGAAAGCAAUAGAUGAAGUUCUGCAAAAGGAUAAGAAUGCCCUGAAGAACAUGAAUCAACCUCUUCUGGUGAACGACCAACUCAGUCAACUUUAUACGGACCUGGAACUUGAUGGUUUCGGGACAAAACUCAUGUUGGAGGAUGGAAAUACAUCAAGUAGUAGCGACAGCGACAGCAGCGUCGAAAAUGUAACCCUGAUGAACAGACGAACAGAGUUUGGUCAUUACAGCACACAAGAAGACAGAUGUUCAUGUACGGAACAUGCGAUGAUUUAUGAGAAGAAAGUACGAAUGCCAUCGGUUCAAGAAAUUACUUCGUAGUCCCUUGGGGCUCGUAGAGUGGCCUGAGACAAGAACAUUUUUUCCAAGCAUUUUGUCGUAAAGACAUUUCUUGAUUUCUAGGUAUAACAAUGAAUAUGCAUGGAAUUGUACUAAUUAAGUUGUGAAACUUUUCGUUUUCGAAAGUUUAAAGGGGUGAAUUUUACGAUAAGGAAAACGCACUUACGAUGCCACUUUAAGAAAAGAGAUAUGAGUGCUUAAGAGACAUGUCAAUGUCUUCUGAGUUGCUCGACGUGAAAUGACUUGAAAACGAGUUUGUGGGUUUUUCUCAAACUCGUUUACCAUAUUUCUUAAUUACAUUCUAGUUUUUCAUUUACCUGAUUCUUUCGAUCACUUGACCAAUCUUCCGAUGAACGUAAGGACCACGUAUCUCUACAUCCACAAAAACAGCAUUACGCAAAUAUUAAGAAAUAUUUUUCUAAAAUUGCUACCGUACUUAGAAAAAGUUAUUUGAAAUUAGGUUAGGAAUCGGAAUGGUCACAAUAUGAGAACACUAAAGUGAAAAAUACUGUAAAGUUAAUGGACACAAAAAGAAAUCCAAAUGUCUUGCACAGUCUCAGGGCUGAUUCUAGUCUAUAACAUAUUUUUAUCAUAAGGAAGAUAUUUCCAAGUACAAUAAGAAUAGUUAUCGCUUGUUGAAAUUACCUACUUUCUUCAAUUUUUGUUUGGAACCACUAAGCUUUGUUCUCACAAAAAAACACAAUAAUAGUUGGAGAUAAACUCAGAGUCUGACAAUUAACUGGAUACUCUGAAUUCCCAUAUUAAGAUGAGAAAUUGUCGUUUUAGCACAAGAUCCAUAUUUUUGAGAAACUGACUUUAUUACCAGAAUGCUCUUUAUGACGAAUUUUCUCUAAAAUAUACAUUGUUGCUAUAUGUAAGUUGAAUAAAUAAUUCUUGAAGUAAUUUAUAGUUACAUACACGUAUACUUAGAUCAUUAGAUAUAAUAAUUCUUUAACACUUUCAAUACUUCUAGCCUCUUGGCUGUAUUUUAUUUGGGAUUUACAUCUCCAUAGUAUUGAAAAGGUUAUCGAAGUAAACUUUUGCAAUUGUAUCGUUUGUACGAGGGAGGAACAUCUUUUCCUGAGGCAUGAACGUUACAUUAUACAAAACAAUACCAACCUCGGGAAUGAUACCAUUGCUGCAUUUUUAGCUAUUAACUUUGAACCGAUAACCAUGUACAUGUUAUGUGACCAUGUUCAUUUCUUCUUCUCUUUUUUAAGAUAUUCAUGUUUUAUACUUUACACUCUAUAAGUAUGUCUAAACUUUCAUUUCUCCAGAUAUACAGGAACAAAUACAGUACAUCUUUUAGACAUCUUUCAACGCAUCUCUUUCUUAGUGUCCAUACUAUAACUGUGUAUGUCAGUUACACUACAUCAUGUUUUGUUGUAUGAGACGAUAAACAUUGUUAUCAGUGCGGUGUUAACUUGUCCUCGUGACAGUGCACAAGUAUUACCAUUGUUUAUACAUGUUUAGAGUAACAUCGGAGUUUAUCUACUCUCAUACAGGAAAAUGUAAUACUUGAUAUAUGUAAUGAGUGGCAGAAUAAUUGAAAAGAAAAAUAAUUACUGUUUAUUUAAUGUUGUCCUGCGAUUAAUUGCAAUGUUCGGAUCGUGUCACUCGUAUCAAAGUACUUGGACUCUAGUAAUAAACGGGUAUCCUGUAGUCGGCAUAGGAAUGUCAUAGUGUCUAAUUUCAAUGUACAUAUACAAGUUGUUGAUAAGUAAUUUACGCAUUAACCGAGCAUCGUUUUCCAUAUCUUAGUCUUGUAAUAGGUUUGACGUCGUUAUACAUGCUUGUCAGUGUUCGAGAUUCCUUCUAAUAAUGGGAUUUUUAAUUCUAAGCACUCGGCAAGAGGAUGUACCGAACUUGCGCAAUCACCGUGUUACCGAUCUGUCACUGCAAUAUUUUCAUUUGACAUGCCUUGCUACGUUUACAUCCGAAAUCACUAUGUAUAGGAAAUAAAGAUUUUUUUCCUAUUAA